UGAACGCCGGCAACCGCGAAAAGGCCCAGCGCUUCCUGCAGAAGGCCGAGAAGCUCUACCCACUGCCCUCUGCCCGCGCACUAUUGGAAAUCAUUAUGAAAAAUGGAAGCACUGCUGGAAGCAGCCCUCAUUGCCGAAAAUCGUCAGGUAGUGGUGAUCAAAGCAAGCCUAACUGCACAAAGGACCCCUCAUCUGGGAGCGGGGAGAGUGGAAAAGGCUACACCAAAGACCAAGUAGAAGGAGUGCUCAGCAUAAACAAAUGUAAAAAUUACUAUGAAGUACUUGGAGUUACCAAAGAUGCUGGUGAUGAAGAUUUGAAAAAAGCUUAUAGAAAGCUUGCUUUGAAGUUUCAUCCAGACAAAAACCAUGCACCUGGAGCAACAGAUGCUUUUAAAAAGAUUGGAAACGCAUAUGCUGUUUUAAGCAAUCCAGAAAAACGAAAACAGUAUGACCUCACAGGCAAUGAAGAACAAGCGUGUAAUCACCAGAACAAUGGUAGAUUUAAUUUCCAUAGAGGUUGUGAAGCUGAUAUAACUCCAGAAGACUUGUUUAAUAUAUUCUUUGGCGGUGGAUUUCCUUCAGGUAGUGUACAUUCAUUUUCAAAUGGACGAGCUGGUUAUAGCCAUCAACAUCAGCAUCGACACAGUGGACAUGAAAGAGAAGAAGAAAGAGGAGAUGGAGGUUUUUCUGUGUUUAUCCAGCUGAUGCCCAUUAUUGUAUUGAUCCUCGUGUCAUUAUUAAGCCAGUUGAUGGUCUCUAAUCCUCCUUAUUCCUUAUAUCCCAGAUCUGGAUCAGGGCAAACGAUUAAAAUGCAGACAGAAAACUUGGGUGUCGUUUAUUAUGUCAACAAGGACUUUAAAAAUGAAUAUAAAGGAAUGUUAUUACAAAAGGUAGAAAAGAGUGUGGAAGAAGAUUAUGUGACUAACAUUCGAAAUAAUUGCUGGAAAGAAAGACAACAAAGUAAAAACUGAUAUGCAGUAUGCAGCAAAAGUCUACCGUGAUGAACGACUGCGCAGGAAGGCAGAUGCCUUGAGCAUGGACAACUGUAAAGAACUGGAGCGGCUGACCAGUAUUUAUAAAGGAGGAUGAACUGGAAUUUUAUUUAUAUCUUUUAGAGUACUCUUUAUUUUUUCUGCAAGUAAGUUUAGUUUCACCUUGAGAGCUAAAGAAAAAGAUAUGAUGUUGAAAACUAAACUGAAUAGUUGGUCCCUGAAAUCUUGGACUGUUUAUGACUUACUGGCUCCUUUAAAUAGUAAGAAACUGAAAACUAAAAUGAAUAUUUUAGUUAUGCUUCUGCAAUUAUUUUCACUUUAAAAGCUUAUAUGAUUCCUAACUAAAACUGUCUGAGAAAGGAUCAUCACACCUGUAGCCGUUCCUGGUUUUAGAUUCUCCAUUUUUCCCUUGUCAUGUAAAUAUUUAUGGAAUGAUCAUUUUGUGUAUAUACAGGUUAUUAUUGCCUUUUUAUUUAAAUUCUUUUGGUGUUUAGCUCCAUGAGACACUUCAGUUUAAAUUGAUGGAAUAAAUGUUGUAUGACAAAAUUACAUUUACCUUGUCAGAUGUCAAAUGUGUGGAGUUUACAAUGAAACUUUAUCAAAAAGAAAAGAAAAAACAAAAGCUGUUUAACUUUGUGUAAAAUCUUGUAGCAUUAUCAGCUUAGAGGGAAUUGAUAUUUUUAAUAUUGCCAUUAUAUUCCAAAAUAUAUAUUGAGAUAAAUGAACUGGUGUAAAGUAUCAGUUUGCUAUUUAUUUAGUUUUAUGAAUUGCUAAGCCAUGCAUAGAAAUGAAAUGCUAUACUGAUAGAUUUUAAAGAAAAUGAGGAAAUGGCUAUAUAAAUACUAACCAAAAAGGGUCUUCAACAGUAAAUUGCAGUUAUGUCAUUUGCAAUUCCAAUAACUAAAAGGCCCCCAAAUGUUCCUUUGUAUGUCUUUGAAGGCUGCUAAAUUUUAUGAAGAAAAGGACCUACCUGUUUUUCCCCCAUGGAAAUUUGCAGUUUCUUCUUAGUGAUCAUUUAAGCAGGAUCCAAAAGUAAAUGGGUUCUUACUAUUGCCUAAGUAAUAAGAAAAAUUACUACUAAAAUGAAGCUUUGUGCCUUUUAACUUGAUUGCCAACUCAAACAUAUAAGUAGAUUACAGCACACUUGAUCAGAGCAUGAUCUGUUUGGCCAUAUGCAACAGUGAUCAGAAAUACAGCAGCAGGUAGAAUAGUGAUUUAUAGCAAGUUAUCCUUACAAAAAUUUGAGCUGAAAUCUAUUCACCAUUGAGUAAUUCAGUUAAUCCUAUAGGAAUAAGUUCCUUAUAAUUAAAUCCAUAAUAUAAAUUUAAAAAAUCAGCUGGAAAUUGAAGUUUUUGGUGCCUGUAUAUUGAGUAUGAAACUGUUUGAUUUCUAGUCUUCUAGGUUUAACAGUGGUUAAUAUUUUAAUGAUUUUACUUCUCAUUUAAUGGAACAUGAACACAUCUUUGGUAAUUUUUGUGUGUGUGAGAGAAUGCUAAUUAGAGUGGCAGUGUUCUUUUAUUUAAAGAUUUUUUUUCCUGAAUAUAGUUAACUUAUAGGAUCUGUUGAACAGAACUUCUAAAAUGAGCAUUCUUUUUUAAUUGUCCUCUUGUAUUGCCUUUUCCAGGUAAAUCAACAGAAAUGCCUGAUUGAAUUAGUUUAACUAAACAACAUUCUGUCCUAGGAAAACUAGACAGCUUAACCAACUUUCCUUUAGAAAUGCAUCCUAAAAAAAAAAGUGUGCUUGAAAGAAAAUACAAUUUAAAAUAUUUUCUUGAGCCUAUAGAAUGAGUUUCUAAAAAAUAAGGUCAUAGCAUUCUAAUUAACUUUAAAAAUUCAUAUGCAUCAGAAAACUUAGAUAAAAAUUUAAAUGAAAUUUCAACCAUUUAUUUUUCCAAGUUUGAUGGGAAAUUUACACUCUUGUGGUUGAUGCUUAUGUGAAUUGAAUUCUUGUUGACUGAUUUUUUUUCCCUUAAUCCUGACUUUAAAAGGGACAGAUGAAGUUAUUAAGUGGAGUUAUAUAUUGUGAAGUCAUACAUGGCUUUUGGACAGUAUUAUAUUUCAGUUGCAUUACAUUACAUUUCAUAAGUCAUAAAAUGUGUUUGAUAAAGUAAAAUUUUCAAACAACUGUGGGAAAUGACCCGAGUGCCUGACGAUUUAAGCCACGUGUGAAGUAUGCAAGUAAAGCUUAAGUUCUUAAUGUGACUUGUAUCAUGGUGCAAAGGCCCAUCCAAGUGUCUUAGAAUUUUGAGUUAAUUCUACGAAGUAGGAAGACUUCAUUUCAGCUAUCUUGAGGUGUAAGAUUUUUCACAUUUGUUACUCUUGUAACCAAAAUCACGGCAUUUUUCCAUCUUAUUUUUAGCUACCUGAGCUUUGCAAUUUCAUUUGAUAAUUUGUACUGUUCAUUUUAAUCAUUGCCUAAAAGCCCUCUUUUUUUGAGUAUUGCUCUACUAGCUUCUCUAACUGGUAUUUUAGAAGGUUGGCAGCAAUUAUAUUUAUUAAUGCUUUACAUUUUUAUCCCUUUUUAAACACACCCUGAAACAUUCUUGUCCUUAUGAGGAUUUGGGGGAAAGUAAAUAGUACCUUUUCUCCUCCUCUUUUGAGUCCUUACUUCCCAAAUAGACAGGUGCUAGUCAUUUGUAAAUUCUGGAAUUUUGAUCAAAUUUGAGAAUUUAAUACUCAGCAAUGAGAAAUAAUAAGUGAAAACAAUAUAUUUUGGGAACAGACUGCAUUUGAAUGCUUAAAUAAGUAUUUGUUUCAUAACAUUACAUUAUUCUUUAUGACUUAUAAAGAUUUGGUAGGAGAAAAAUAAGUCCUUAAGGCAUAUAUAUGUCAGUGCAUUAAGCCACUCUGUUUUUAUGUCAGCUCAGGUGUUCACAGGAACGGAAAGGUAGAAUUCCAGCUCUUUACUUUAAUUGCACUUUUAGGCUUACGUGUUCUUGUUAAAUCUUUAGUUAUACUACUAUGUAAAAAUUACUGAGAUAAAUGAUUAACGUCUUGAUUUCCCUUUGUUGAUCUGUAAUAUUUUUAAAUGCAAUCAUUAUUUAACAAAUGUGACAUGUUAAUAUUACUUAAUAAUGCAUUUUUGCAUAUUUAAUUAAAAAUAAAUCUCCCACCUGUGUUAAAGCAGUGAAAUAUUUCUUGAUGUUGGCCUGAGGACCAAAUGAGCCAUCUUUUAGUUAAGUAUUAGGUCAAAGGACCAAAUGGUUCAGGAGAAUUUGUGCAUUUAUUUAGCUUCCCCAUGUGAAGUUUGCAUUCAAUACUACUCAUACUACUAUCUGUCUUUAUACUGAGUGAACCUACUGAAAGGGCAUUCAUAAUCUUUUUUCUUAACUGAACAGAAAAACUUCUGAAAAUGAACAAUAAAUCUUAAUUUCAAUCUUUACUAGAUAGCUGGAAAACCUUAUCUCUUGGCCACAUUGGACUACUGCCUAGUUAAAAAUCCAUAAAGUUCUCUAAAACCAGUAAAAAAGAAAAGAGAGUAGUCUCAAAAUAACUUCCAAAGUUUUUUUAAUUCUAAUUUUUAAGUUCAAGGAAAAAGUGGGUAGAAUGAGGAGGUUCAAGUAUUCUUGUAUAUUCCUUUAAUAAUCUGGCAGGCAACACAGUCCUAGAAUUCAGGAUUCCUUUUUCAUUUUAUUACUAUUAAAUAGUUUCAUAUCAAUGGAAACAUUUUCCCUCAAAACGUUAAUUCAAAACAUAUUCCUUAUAUUAAGGAUUAUGUAACCACAUUUUUUUGUAAAUUCCUUGUGUGUAACUUUCCUGUCAGUAUGUGAUUCCUUUUCCUUUAAUUUUAUUACCUGCUGGUUUUGGGGCCAAUAGAUUUGUGAAUAUCCUGUGGAUGUGUCCAUGUAUAGGUAUGUGUUUGUGUGUGUGUGUGUAUAUAUACACACACACACACACACACAUAUACAUAUAUAUAUAUUUUCCAGCUAAUACCUCAAAUAUGUGAUUGUUUAAUAUAUACCACACUAUGUUUGCAUAGAACAGGGCUUCCAUUAGCAGUGGAUUUUCUUACUUCAAACUUUGAAAUCCAGUCCACAGAAUUUUAUUGGUAUGAAUUCUUUCUGUUAAUCUUUUUCAUAUUUUAAAACAGAGAUUCCUAUUAUAUGGCCCAUACUUCAAAUAUAAUUGUAUCUUUCUAUAUAUAGCAAUUUGGAAAUAUGUAGGGGUAAGAAGUGUUUCUUGAAAUAGUUUAGUAAGUUACUAUUAAAAAUUGGGAUUACUGAUUGCCAAGGCAUCUGGUAACUGCAUAGCAGAUGAAAUCCGGCCUGAAUGUGAGUCUCAUCACUUCACAAGAGUUGGGACAUUUUAAUCUGAUAUUCUACUUUGCCACUUAAGAGCACCACUAAAAUAACAGAAAAUCUUCAGUGACAUUGGAGUAUUUUAAGCAUCAAUUUUAAAAUGAAUUGUUUUGGAUUCUAUAUGGAUGGAUGACUAUAUCAAUGGGAAGGAAACUCACACAUACAUGAUGCUUUUGUAAUUUAUCUGUAUUAAGAAAUGCUUCUUACCUUUUUUGUUUUUUCAAUUUUUGGAUUGCUACAUAAGACUUUUUCCAUUUAAAGUUUAGAUCGUGUGUUUUUAAAAGCUGCAAGUAAUUUUCAAGGUGAGAUCGAAUUUUAAUGGAAGCCUUGUAUAAGUUAAAUAAGUGAAACUGGUAAAGGAGAUCUUACUUUGUAGACAGUCAAGAUUAUACAAUUAGAUUUAAAAAUGAAACGUCUGAUUUGUAAAAUAUUUAAUGUUAUAUCAGACUUAUAAAGUAAAAUUUUCUGUGUGAGAACUGUUAAAGAAAAUGCAUUUGAUUUUUAAUGAAUGUUCUGCUGAAUGAUUUAUGAUGAAUUUUUUGUCUUUCAGUCUCUGCAGUUUAUCUCAGUAUAUGAAUAAAAAGAAGGUGUGUUCUCACUGUAAA
Molecule: messenger RNA, 5895 nt
Organism: Vicugna pacos (alpaca)
Lineage: Eukaryota; Metazoa; Chordata; Mammalia; Artiodactyla; Camelidae
Source: RefSeq, a predicted model, not a curated record